GGUUAGCUCAUGACAUAAUCAUCAAUCCAGUGUUAAAACAGCAAUGAAUAUCUGGAGAAGCGUCUGAGCUUGCUGAGAUAACUUAAAACAUCAGCAAAGGAAAGAAAAGCAGGAUACUCGAGAGCAUUUCGCUUGCUCAACUUUUAAUGAGAGGAUAAUAAUCCACAAAGUCUCUGCGAAAUGACGAAGGUUGUACGUCUUGGUACACCCAAUUUUGAUCUUGCGAGCAGACAGUCUGGGACCGAGUUUCCCCUCGAUGGUUACGAUAUAACCAAAGUCCCCGAUGAAACUCUGAUCGAACUCUUCAAUACUGCGCCAUUGCUCCACGACUAUCAGGGAACACGUAUUGUGCGCCUCUCCCGCACGUUGGUUCUCAAAGGAGGGGAGCUUGUACGACCAUGUGAAGCAGAAAUUAUGAAGCUAGUUGAGGCAAAAACAUCAAUCUCGGUCCCUAAAGUUCAUCGAGUUCUCAAUAUCAAGACACAAGACACAUUUUUCGGAUGCCACUGCUACUUUAUCAUGGAUUUUAUUGAAGGCGAUAUUAUCCAGGACUGUUGGGAGGACUUAAGUCAGGCUCAGCGCGAAGAUGUUGUUUCCCAGGUGGCUUCUAUUUUUCUUGCUUUGCAGUCAGCUCAGGUACCCCAACAACCAGGCCCGGUAGACUGUCAAUUUUGCAAGGCCAAAGGGUGCUGGUUUAGUGAUAUAGGAGGUGGUCCAUUCAGGGAUGUUACAGCAAUGGAGGCUUGGUUUAACCGCAAACUUGAAAUUUGCCAAAGUUUCAAGCAAGCUCCAGAUACUGUUCCACUGUUCAGUUUUGAUAAGUUGGUUCUUACACAUCAAGAUAUUGCACUCCGGAAUUUGAUACUGGACCCCAAGGGCAAGGUUUGGCUGAUUGACUGGGGUGAUGCUGGGAUUUAUCCUGAAGGAUUUGAAUAUGCAGCAUUAGCUACAAGACGGUGGACUGCAGUAUUGUUUACAGAUAUGUUGUUUGAACGGAUCCCUAAACAUCCAAAGAUGGAGUGGCAAUUGUCCCAAAUUAUGUAUGCAUUGACAACUGGGCAAUGGAUUGACUGAGGAUGGGCUGUGGAAUGGAAGUUUAAUGCCACGAUGAAGAAUAUUGAGUGAGGCAUGACAAUAAUAGGAUUGGACUUGGGCAGCACGUGCAUCUUAGAUAUCUUUUGCAUCAAUUAAAGCAGUGCCUGCAUAUUGUGAUAUCAUUGCGCAGUGACCCAGGGCUCGUCUUCCAUAGCAUCUACUCAUCGCGAGCCGAGCUAACUGAAUCGCCUGGCCACUUGGGGGAAUCAUCAUGAUCCUGGCCAUAGUUAACUUAACUUAGUGAAAUUAAUAGAUUUCUUCGUCAAGGAGCUACCUUUCCAAAUUUGUUCCACAACAUCUACUUUCGUCAAGGC
Molecule: messenger RNA, 1409 nt
Organism: Blastomyces dermatitidis ER-3
Lineage: Eukaryota; Fungi; Ascomycota; Eurotiomycetes; Onygenales; Ajellomycetaceae
Exons: 2
Coding region: 181-1074 (297 amino acids)
Source: RefSeq, a predicted model, not a curated record